Molecule: messenger RNA, 1656 nt
Organism: Zalophus californianus (California sea lion)
Lineage: Eukaryota; Metazoa; Chordata; Mammalia; Carnivora; Otariidae
Exons: 4
Biological process (GO): nucleosome assembly
Cellular component (GO): nucleosome
Molecular function (GO): protein heterodimerization activity; structural constituent of chromatin; DNA binding
Source: RefSeq, a predicted model, not a curated record
GCUUUAAUCAACAGGGAAGGAAGAGGAAAGCCGGCUAAGGAACGGGCUUCCGCGCGGCGGGCGACCAUGCCGCCUCACAGACACUAACCAGGCCCGCGUUCGCCUUUGGGAAGAGCACCCUCCCGGGCUUGGUGAUGGAGGUGCCGUCCGGCCGCGUGAGCCCGGGGCGGAGGCUCGCGGCGGGAAGGGCCGGUCCGCGGGCGCAGGGAGGUGGGGGGCGCCGCAGGCCAACGCAGAGGGCGGCGCGAUCGCACAAGGCACGCCACGCAGCAGAAGACGGCCAGGGCAAAACGCUCCUUUCUUUAGUCUGACGCAGUUAAAAAGGUCCGACGUUCUCAUGUGGGGACCCGGGACGCUCUAGCUGCCCCCGCGGAGGGCACGGUGGCGGAGGGGGAGGGGGAGAGUGUCCGCCGGGGCCCAGCCUCCCGUGACGUCGCCCCGCCCUCCGCGAGGGGCGGGGCCGGGCAGCGGCCGUUCCCGCGUGCGCGCUUCCAGUCUUCAACUAGGUCCGCAAUCCGCACACAUAAGGAGAUUGCCCCAACGGUUUUCGUGCUUUUUUUCGCGAUCUCUUAGCGUUGCAGCAAUGUCUGGUCGCGGCAAAGGCGGGAAGGGCCUGGGUAAGGGCGGCGCCAAGCGCCACCGCAAGGUGCUGCGCGACAACAUCCAGGGCAUCACCAAGCCCGCCAUCCGGCGGCUGGCCCGGCGCGGCGGCGUCAAGCGCAUCUCCGGCCUCAUCUAUGAGGAGACCCGCGGGGUGCUCAAGGUGUUCCUGGAGAACGUGAUCCGGGACGCCGUCACCUACACGGAGCACGCCAAGCGCAAGACGGUCACGGCCAUGGACGUGGUCUACGCGCUCAAGCGCCAGGGCCGCACCCUCUACGGCUUCGGGGGCUGAGCGCGCCGGAUCCCCCCUGCACUCGCGCCGAGACCUGGCAAGUCUUUCUUUGAAAUGGCUCGCACGAAGCAGACGGCCCGCAAGUCGACCGGCGGCAAGGCCCCGCGCAAGCAGCUGGCCACCAAGGCGGCCCGCAAGAGCGCGCCGGCCACCGGCGGCGUCAAGAAGCCGCACCGCUACCGGCCCGGCACGGUGGCCCUGCGCGAGAUCCGGCGCUACCAGAAGUCCACCGAGCUGCUGAUCCGCAAGCUGCCGUUCCAGCGGCUGGUGCGCGAGAUCGCGCAGGACUUCAAGACCGACCUGCGCUUCCAGAGCUCGGCCGUCAUGGCCCUGCAGGAGGCGUGCGAGGCCUACCUGGUGGGGCUCUUCGAGGACACCAACCUGUGCUGAGUACUUACUGUGUCUGGCCGCGGCAAGGGCGGGAAGGGCCUGGGCAAGGGUGGCGCCAAGCGCCACCGCAAGGUGCUGCGCGACAACAUCCAGGGCAUCACCAAGCCCGCCAUCCGGCGGCUGGCCCGGCGCGGCGGCGUCAAGCGCAUCUCCGGCCUCAUCUACGAGGAGACCCGCGGGGUGCUCAAGGUGUUCCUGGAGAACGUGAUCCGGGACGCCGUCACCUACACGGAGCACGCCAAGCGCAAGACGGUCACGGCCAUGGACGUGGUCUACGCGCUCAAGCGCCAGGGCCGCACCCUCUACGGCUUCGGGGGCUGAGCAUUCCCAUCUCCCCACCGGAACGCUGCGAUUCUCAACCAAAGGCCCUU